Lathyrus oleraceus (garden pea) is the source of this 3504-nucleotide messenger RNA. RefSeq lists its product as uncharacterized. The coding region runs from base 495 to 3170 and encodes 891 amino acids. The transcript has 3 exons. The record is from RefSeq and is a predicted model, not a curated record. Lineage: Eukaryota; Viridiplantae; Streptophyta; Magnoliopsida; Fabales; Fabaceae.
CACGACGAUGACUAAAAAGAACCCACAAAACGACAACAGGCCCAAUAAUGGCCCAGAAUCACACAAAUGGGGCCAACAUAAAGCCCAAUAAAUCGUCACCGUACGAUCAUAUUAUCUACCCCUGAUUCCAACCGUUGGAUGAAAACAGUAGGCCCCACAAAACCAAGCUUCAUUGACUCUUCACACUUCAUAGCAGGCACAGUUACAGUGCUCAGAAAUAGUAACACUCGAAGACGACAUUGCCGCGUUUGCGUUUUGGUGUGGCUCGUUUUACACUUCACUCUGUUACGACGUCGUUUUCCAACAAACGACGGCACCGACACUCAUUCCUUUCAUUUCUCGCUUCUCCGUUUUGCAGCUGGAAAAUCCAAGCGGUGAUAUUUUCCCGAGGGAAGUUUCUGUGAGAGGCAAAGAGGUGUUUUCAAAGCAGGUGCUUGGAAUGUUUAUCCAAUUGAUCUCAGGUUAGAACUGAAUCCUGAAUACUAUCCACCAGCAUGAGUAAUAAACUUAUUGACGGGUUCAAACCAGAGAAGUCAUCUCUGCCGUAUGCUGAUCUUAAUAGCAAGAUUACCAAGCAAACAACCUGUAGAAGGGAAAAUGGUGAAGAUGAGCUUGUUAUGCACAUGUCAAGUUUACCAGGUUAUUUGGAGAGGGGAGAAAAAGUUCCCGAGAAAGUUUUGAAUGUCGGGGUCCUUGAUUGGGCCAGUCUAGAGCAUUGGCAGUACAGCCAUAAACAUGUACCCCACAGGAGUAGUCAGAGCUCAACAUCUUCUAGUAAUACAUCGUCAUCUAUUCGCCCGGAGGAAUUAUCUGGUAAUUCUAGAAGGGGUCUGAAUUGGUCUCCUCAUCUAAGGAUAAUCCCUCCGUCAGUGCAAUCUCACUCUAUUGCUUCUAUAAAACAAGACAGUUCUAUAGCUGUUAGGUCCUCUGCAGAAAAUUUUGGAAAUCGUCUGAAUCUUAGAGGUACCCACAGUAGUUUUGACAUACAGAGAAGAAAUGUUCGAACUGUUGAUCAUCUUUCCCGAAACCAUCCUACUAGCAUACUGAAAGGAUGUGAUAGGUUGGAAAUGAGCACACGAGAUGAUCAAAUGGAAAAGAAAAGGGAGAAUUUACCUAGAGAACAAAAUGGUGAUAUUAAUGCACAUGAUAUGCUUGGGAAAAGCAAACCAAUUGUUCUUAUUUUACCUAGAGACAUUCCUCAAAAAAACAAUCAUUGUGGAGCUUCUGAUAAGGGAACAACCUUGGAUCAGAAGUUAGGAAGCCAUAGUCAAAAAAGAAAUUUAGUAAAUCCUAAGGAACCCUCCCGUACAUAUAUGAGUUGCAAUGUUUCAAAAUCCUGUUCUUUGGCAGAUGAACUUAGUCAAAGUCAUUCUCAGCCUAAAGAGUCACCGUCCAGUUCCUUAGAUUCAGAAAGUUUCAAAAUUCCUGUUUCUACUUUUUCAGUACCUGUACCAGGCAGAAUGGGAAUGAGCCCAGACAGAUCAAGAAAGGCCGAGGAAAGAAAACCCAGCAUUGCUGGAUCUUCAUCUGCAAAUGGACCUCGUAGAGAAGUAGAUCAGAAAGUAACUACCGAUCAGAAAGUAACUACUGAAAAACCAAGAAGCUCUUCACCUUUUCGCCGAUUAAGCUUCAGCAUGGGAUUCACAAAUAAAGUUUCUGGGUGUAAGGAGGUUGCACAUGUGCCACACCAGAGCACCAUUGCAACACAUAAACCUAGUUCAGAAAAUGUGAGAGGUUAUGCUAGCUCAAACAUUCCAGACAGCAGUGAUAAACCUAGAAGUUCCAGCAAAAGCAGGGCCAGCCCUUUGAGGAGAUUCCUUGAUCCACUAGUGAAACCAAAGGCAGCAAACUGCCAUCAUUCCUUGGAUUUAUCUCAAAAAGAUUCAGAAAAUGCGAGAGGUAGUGCUGGGUCAAACAUAUCAGGGAACAAAUCAGGUGCUGCCGGUAAAGGCAGGUCCAGCCCUUUAAGGAGAUUACUGGACCCACUGCUGAAACCAAAGGCAGCAAACUCCCAUCACUCCAUGAAUUUAUUUCAAAAAGAAACAGUGUCAACAAAUAAGAACUGUAGGUCAGGGAAUGGAACAUGUUCCACUAUACUGCCAGCAAAAGAAUUGGACAAGGACGGGAGGUUUGGUUGUUCCACAGCUAACACUGUAGAAUCGUCGAGUGAAGAGGCGCAUAUGCCAUCAACAUCUCAAUCUGUACUGAGAAUUUCCAUGAAGAAUGGUCAGCCCUUUUUUACAUUUGCUGCUGGCAACAAUAGCAACAUUCUUGCUGCCACAGUGAAGAGAUCCACUGUAUUAAAAAAAGAUGAAUGCAACUGUAUCUAUACUUUUUACACCUUUAAGGAGAUUAUAAAGAAGAAUGGCAGUCGGACGAAUCACAACGAAAAAAGCAAAGGUCCUGAUUAUGUUCGCCAUGUCAUUGCCCAAAUGAAGCUUUCUGAUAUGCACUAUCAUGAUUCAAAUAGUCAGAAUCGUGUGGAGUCUAUCACAAAAGAAUUUGUUUUGUUUUCUGUAAAGCUAAAGCAAGGAGAUGCUCAGGUGACUGACUAUCAGCCAAAUGAUGAGCUUGCUGCCAUAGCUGUCAAAUCACCUAAAGCUGUCAAUUAUGCGUAUCAGAAUAGUUGCCAGAAUGAAUGUCAAGAUCUAUUACAGGUGACAGUGGUGCUUCCAAGUGGGGUUCAUAGUCUUCCAAGUGAUGGUGGACCUUCAUCGCUGAUUGAGCGCUGGAAAACUGGUGGAUCCUGUGAUUGUGGUGGUUGGGAUUUGGCUUGUAAACUAAAAAUUCUUGCAAACAAUAAUCAAACAUGCAGAAAAUCAGCAUCAGAAGCUUAUUUCGCAGAUCAAUAUGAGCUUUUCUUCCAGGGAAAUGACCAAUGUCAAGAUAACCGUCCUGUUUUCAGUUUUUCAAAUUUUGAAGCUGGAGCAUAUUCAGUAGCUUUUGGUUCAUCACUUUCACCCUUGCAAGCGUUUUCAAUCUGCAUAGCAAUGUUGGAUGGCAAGCUCCCUUGUGAAGUUUCUGGAUCAAGAAACUCCAUUGAGGGAACAAAUAGGAGGCAAUCUCAAUUGGUUCAAACAGAUGAUUCAAAAAUGGUUCAUGGUAAAUCUGAGGACAUUCCUGCAAGUUAUGUUGCUUAUCCUCCAAUCUCUCCAGCUGGAAGGGUCUAAACAUUAAGUGCACAAAGUGGGUAACCAACAAUAGUAUGUCAUUCUUCAUCAUAUCUGCUGCAUAGGUGAAAGCCUUGCAAGCUCAUAACAAUCAUAGAACAUCAUUGUCUGCUAACAACCAAUUGAAGUGUGAAUAGCAAUAAAUUGCAUUUUAUCUUUUGGUAUUUCAUAAUUGUCUCGUUGGCAUGGUUGACUAUUGACAAAAUGAUGUAUUUAGAGUCGUUUCAUUGAAUGGAUAGGUGGCCCCAUUCAAUAUGCCAUCAUGAGGUAAUGUGAUCCAAGUGUACUAUUAAACUUGAUUCCCAAAAGGAAAGUAAUAAUGCUACUAUAUCUA